AUGGAUGCUAGAGACUUAUGCCUAGUUGCUAAUGUGGUGCUUCCUCAUAAGUUCAAAGCGCCAGAUCUACCAAAAUACAAGGGUUUAGGUUGUCCUAGAAGUCAUAUUAUUAUGUAUUGUAGGAAGAUGUCAUCCUGCAUUGAUAAUGAUGAGCUUCUUCUCCAUUUCUUCCAAGACACCUUAUCUAGGGCAUCCUUAGACUGGUACAUGAGCUUAGAGCGUAGUAAAAUCAGAUCUUGGAAGGACUUGUAUGAAGCCUUUCUCAAGCAAUAUGAGUAUAACCUAGAUAUGGCUCCCACCAGGUUACAACUGCAAAAUCAAGCCUGCAAGAGCAGUGAAACAUUCAAAGAAUAUGCUCAGAGGUGGCGUGAAAUUACUUCUCGAGUUAGACCUACACUGGCAGACGCUAAAUUGGUUGAUAUCUUCAUGAGCAUUCUUCAAUGUAUGUACUAUGAGAAGAUGGUUGGUAGCUCAUCGUCCAACUUUGCCGACAUAGUAACCAUUGGAGAACGACUUGAGAAUGGGCUUAAAAUAGGGAAGAUUUCUAGUAUUAAUAAUCAAACAGUGGUCAAGUAA
This is a messenger RNA of Lathyrus oleraceus (garden pea), 576 nucleotides long. RefSeq lists its product as uncharacterized. The transcript has a single exon. NCBI's taxonomy places the organism in Eukaryota, Viridiplantae, Streptophyta, Magnoliopsida, Fabales, Fabaceae. The record is from RefSeq and is a predicted model, not a curated record. The coding region runs from base 1 to 576 and encodes 191 amino acids.